This is a messenger RNA of Erythranthe guttata (spotted monkey flower), 1517 nucleotides long. The record is from RefSeq and is a predicted model, not a curated record. NCBI's taxonomy places the organism in Eukaryota, Viridiplantae, Streptophyta, Magnoliopsida, Lamiales, Phrymaceae.
GCAGACCUUUCUUCACAUUUUCAUCAAUUUGAAACUUCUUUCACUCUCAAUACUACACAAUGGCAAAUGAUGCUAAGGCAACUAAGUUCACUUUGAAAGUUAUGGUAAAUAGGCACAAAACAAAAGUACUAUUUGCAGAAGUCGACAGCGAUUUUGCAGACGUAUUGUUAAGCUUUCUGACGAUGCCGUUGGGAAAGAUUGUGAGAGUUCUGAAGAAGCAUUACGGAGAAGAUGUCAAUAUCGGAAGCUUGACCACUUUGUGCGAUGGCUUAUCGAACCUCGACAGUGUCCAUUUCUGCACAAAUGGUUGCAAGGAGAUGCUGCUCAAUCCGAGAAGUACAUUCGAACGUGAUUGUCGUAAGCUGAAACUCGAUAUCCAUGAAACUCAUUCCACCAAGUACUUUUUGUGUGACAACUUGAAUUGUGGUCAAUCGCGGAUAAGCAUGUAUUAUGAUACCGCUACAUGCAUAUGUGGUAAAACUCUUAAAAGAGAAAUUGAUGUUAAGGAAUCUGAAGAGGAAGCUGGUGACGGAGUUUUUACGAAAAACACAGCUUCGUUCUUGAUCUCUGACGAUCUGCGGAUGCUGCCUAACGUGUCGGUAUCUAUAAUACAAGAUCUUACGAAUCUUGGUAUUACAGAUACCGAUGGUGCGGAGCUAAUGAAUGUGACUUUUGGAUUCAAUGAGAUUAUGGAUUUGUUCAAGGGGUCGUUGCUAUCGCAGACUCCACUAACGGAUAUCAUACUCAAGAAAAGAAAGAAUAUUGGAUCCACCACAAAAGAAUACGAAGCAGAAACUGAAUUGCGUAAUAAGAUUGAGAAAGAGGGGGUCGUCUCCGAAUCAGACAAGAAGAUGAAAUUGAAAGUGAUGGUACAAAGAUCUACAAAUAAGUUAUUGUUUGCUCAAGCAAGGGAUGAUUUCGUGGAAUUCCUUUUCGGUUUGCUCACGGUCCCACUUGGUGGAGUACUUCAUUGUGUUUUGGGCAUUCAUAGUAAGGGACUUGAGAGUAUAUAUAAUUUGUACACGAGCUUAGCUGAACUCAUCGGGGACAGGUAUUUUUUUACUCCCGAUAAAAAAACGAGCCUAAUGAAACCGUUGCUACUCGGCGGUUGUAAGUCCAAGAACCAAAUUCUUCCUCUUACUGAAGAAUCGCGUCAUCAUAAGUUGUAUUAUAAUCAAGAAGGCAACCCGAACAAAGAAUGUACUGUAUCCUAUAAUCCCGGUAACAGUUAUAGAGUUUUAUAUGCGAAAGGCCAAAAGGAAUACAUUAAAGGAACGACGAUGUUUAUGGUGAGCGACGAUUUGACUGUGAAACCUUUGAGUAUGAUCUCAACCCUUUCUAAACUAAAGGAAAUGAACAUCCCUUUGUCUGAGGUGAGAGAAUUGGAGGUGCAAAUUGGAUUACAAGAGGUGCAGGCUAUAAGCAUAUUGAAGGCAUCUCUUACAUCGACUUUUGCCCUAACCGAUGGUCUGAUGAUCGAUCCCAUGUCGAAGAAAAAAGUUAAGCAAGAAGUCUAA